UGGGCGCAUUAGUAAAGGCGGUAUGCUGCACACGUGGUUUAUAACCGCAAUAUCUAAAAACUCGAGGGCGAUGAGACGUCUCCCAAGGAGGAAAGAGAAAGAAUCCUUAAAUCUUGAGUAGGUGGAACGCGCAAGCGGGUCUUAAUGAAGAGCAAGAGACGAUUUCAAAUUGUAUCACGAACGCAUUGCCACAGAUAAAAACGCGGCGCUCGUCGUUGUUCAGCAAUUAUAAUCGGAAACGUUCUCGUUGUACAUUCUCAACAAAGAAGAUGGGAUUACUGAGCGACAUACAUGUCUCAACGUGCAAAUAACCCUCUAUUGUAAGCCGUGUUCAUACUAUUGCUCGCACGUUCUCUUAAAUUCCGGGUGUGUGGUGAAAGUUUGUCGUCUUCUGUAAGGGAGUGUAAGGAGCUCGAAUUCACACACGGCAGGCUCGCGUCUAUUUAGAGUUGGAUUGUGUCUUAUUUGCGUCUUCAAAAUGAAGAGGAGGGAAAAGCGCGUUCUGCAGAUGGCAUUUUUGUUCAUGGUGGCUUUAAUUUUUCUGCCAAACGUCGGCCUUUGGUCAAUGUACAGAGAGAAGAGCCUUAUGAAGUCGCAUGAGCCUGGAGAGCAGGGCUUAUCACUGGGUUUAAAUGAUGGUCACAUUUAUACCUGGACAGACGGUUUGAAAAGAAGAGAUUGGCAUGAUAAUGAGAGCAUCCGGCGAGAUGAACUACGUGUUGGGAAAGGGGAGCAUGGGAAACCAUUCCCGCUCACAGAGGACGAGUGUGAUGACUCAGUGUACAAAGAGAACGGCUUCAACAUCUACGUCAGCAACAAUAUCGCUCUGGACCGCUCCCUUCCUGACAUCAGACAUCCAAACUGUAAGCAGAAGCUUUAUCUUGAAAAGCUCCCAAACACCAGUAUUAUCAUCCCUUUCCAUAAUGAAGGCUGGUCCUCUCUGCUCAGAACCAUCUACAGCAUCACCAACCGCACACCCGACCACCUGAUUGCUGAGAUCAUACUGGUAGAUGACUUCAGUGACAGAGAUCACCUGAAAGCGAAUCUAGAGGAGUACAUGUCCAAAUUUCCUAAGGUGCGUAUCGUGCGCACUAAGAAGCGAGAAGGUUUGAUCCGCACGCGGCUACUAGGAGCGUCGGUGGCUAAAGGAGAGGUCCUUACCUUCCUGGACUCGCACUGUGAAGCCAGCAUCAACUGGCUGCCACCCCUUCUCGACCAGAUCGCCCAGAACCCCAAAACCAUUGUGUGUCCCAUGAUAGACGUGAUAGACCAUAACCACUUUGGGUACGAGGCACAGGCGGGCGAUGCCAUGCGAGGAGCCUUUGACUGGGAGAUGUACUACAAACGCAUUCCCAUCCCACCUGAGCUACAGGGACCGGACCCCAGCGACCCGUAUGAGUCUCCUGUGAUGGCUGGAGGCUUGUUUGCUGUAAACCGUCAAUGGUUCUGGGAGUUGGGAGGGUAUGACACUGGCCUUGAGAUCUGGGGAGGCGAGCAGUUUGAAAUAUCCUUCAAGGUGUGGAUGUGCGGAGGCAGCAUGUACGAUGUUCCCUGCUCAAGGGUGGGCCACAUCUACAGAAAGUACGUCCCCUACAAAGUGCCCUCAGGGACCAGCCUGGCAAGAAACCUGAAGCGAGUGGCAGAGACCUGGAUGGAUGAGUACACAGAAUACAUCUACCAGCGCCGGCCUGAGUACCGGCACCUCUCCACCGGCGACCUGACAGCUCAGAAGGAGCUACGGAAACACCUCAAGUGUAAAGAUUUCAAAUGGUACAUGAACACUGUGGCCUGGGACCUGCCUAAAUAUUACCCGCCCUUGGAGCCACCGCCAGCUGCCUGGGGAGAGAUCCGUAGUGUUGCAUCUGGCUUGUGCAUCGACUCUAAGCACGGCUCCACAGGCACCGAACUGCGGCUGGACACAUGUCUGAAAGAGGGUGCAGAGCGGACAUGGGCACAUGAGCAGAUUUUCACAUUUGGCUGGAGAGAGGACAUCAGGCCUGGAGAUCCACUACACACCAGAAAAUUCUGCUUCGAUGCCAUUAGUCAGAAUAGCCCAGUUACCCUGUAUGACUGUCAUGGUAUGAAAGGCAACCAGCACUGGGGCUACAGAAAGGAUAAGUCUUUGUACCACCUGGUGAGCAGUGGUUGCAUGGACUGUAGCCCUGGCGAUAAGCGGAUUUUCAUGAACAAGUGUGACCCCCAGUCUGAAACGCAGCAGUGGAUCUUCCAGAGAGUCAAUGCCACUGUUCUGGACAAAUUCAACAACGCAGCCAGUUCUUAGGACCUGGAGUUGUGGUCAGCCAGUCAGUUGGCUCCCACACACACCUCCCACAACCCUUCACCUGAGCCUGGACUUAAUGUCUGGCUCUGGGCUCCUCUCAAGGUUAUGCAGCAGACUAAAUGAGUGCAGGCUCUUUAAUGAGAGGACUAGAAACAGAGAGACAUAAGGCUGGUGGAAAGAACACUUCCACACAGAGCACCUUGCUGGUCAAGGAAAAAAUAGACAGCCCAGACUCUCUCAGUCUCUUUUGUGGGGUCUAACUUGGCCCCGGUCACUUCCUAUACAUUAGAACACAGAGCAACUUUAGGACUUUGAAAGUGGAGUCCAGGGAAAGAAUGUUCUGUAUCAGUCCUUGAAGAUUGCAUGGUGGAUUUGUACAAUACCAGAAACCGGAAAGAGUUUGCUCUCUUUUUUUGUAAGGCUAUUUAUUUUUCUCCAGGGAUUGUUUUGACUGUAUAAUUAUUUGUAUUUAUUCUGUGCCUUUUACAAAUUUAAGUUAUGUGAAUUGACUUGAUUUUUUCAUCUGUUGUACCUGGUAGAGUCAAAAUGGGGUGAGGCAGUGACCUAAUGACAUGAGAUAUUUCACUUUUUUCAAUGGGGUAUAUCUUGUUACAGAGUUUCUCGUCUAUAAAUAAAGCAGAAAAUGAGUAGAUGUGUUGUUUUUUCAAGUGUGUCUUUGCACUGAUGAAGUCAUGCUGAUACAUCGCUCAGGCUUAAAAAAGUCUUAAAAUUUGUGGUUUGGCUCCUUCUGGUGUUCAGUUAUCUGCAUUACAACACUUUUAAACAUUUUUAUUGGUGUCAAAUUAUUGAUUUUGCAUUAAAAGCACAGUCUUUUGUUUUGCCUUUCAAUUCACUGACCCCCAAGUCCCAUUAUUUUGAUAAUCCACUAUUGGAUAACAAAAAGCAGGUCGACAUUUUAUUGUUAUCUGACUCUUUCCUACAUGUUAAUGAUUCUUCAGUGACAGCAACUCUGAACAGGGCUGUUUCUAGUUAUAAGCUGUAUAAGUGGCCGCUAUGGGCAACCGAGCCACCUGGGGGACCCACAAAGCAAGAUUGUUUUUUAAUUUUUUGAUAUAUACUAAAAGCUGUGAGUAAGACUCAGGCAGUUGUUAUGGCUCUUUUAGACAGUUAUAGGGGGCCCUCUUGUGGCCUGAGAGGGAAGGGAGACUGUAACUGCAAGGAGAGAGUUUUAGCUAGAUGUGACAGGUAGGAUUUCGCUUAGGGCCCCCAUAUGCUCAGA
Molecule: messenger RNA, 3521 nt
Organism: Myxocyprinus asiaticus (Chinese sucker)
Lineage: Eukaryota; Metazoa; Chordata; Actinopteri; Cypriniformes; Catostomidae
Gene: galntl6
Product: polypeptide N-acetylgalactosaminyltransferase like 6
Exons: 13
Coding region: 479-2281 (600 amino acids)
Cellular component (GO): Golgi apparatus
Source: RefSeq, a predicted model, not a curated record